UGUGGGCCGUUGGAUGGGGCAGCUCCCGGAUGGCCUGUGGCACAGCGCGAGAAGGGAAAAGUGACACGGCCGCUCUGGAACUUCUGCCCAGCGCGCCUCGUAAAAUGAAUGAAAGUAAACCUGGAGGCUCACAGAAUCCCACUUGUGUUUUCUGUCGAAAAAAUGAUGACUGUCCUAUUAAAUAUGGAGAAAAGAAAACUAAUGAGAAAUGGAAUCUCACUGUACAUUACUAUUGUUUGUUGAUGUCAAGUGGAAUUUGGCAGAGGGGUAAAGAAGAAGAAGGAGUUUAUGGUUUUCUAGUAGAAGAUAUCAGGAAAGAAGUGACUAGGGCUUCGAAACUGAAGUGCUGUAUUUGCAAGAAAACCGGUGCUUCAAUUGGAUGUGUCGCACCCCGAUGUAAACGAAGUUAUCAUUUCCCAUGCGGACUUCAGAGAGAAUGUGUUUUCCAGUUCACUGGCAAUUUUGCGUCAUUUUGUUGGAACCAUCGACCUGUUCAGAUAAUUACAUCUAAUAAUUAUAGAGACUCCUUACCAUGCACCAUUUGCCUGGAAUUUAUUGAGCCUAUUCCAACUUACAGCAUAUUACGAAGUCCUUGUUGUAAGAAUGCUUGGUUCCAUAGAGACUGUUUACAGGUUCAAGCAAUAAAUGCAGGAGUGUUUUUCUUUAGGUGCACAAUAUGCAAUAAUAGUGAUAUAUUUCAGAAAGAGAUGUUGAGAAUGGGAAUUCAUAUUCCUGAAAAAGAUGCAUCUUGGGAAUUAGAGGAAAAUGCUUACCAAGAGCUUCUGCAGCACUAUGAGCAUUGUGAUGUCCGAAGAUGUCGUUGCAAAGAAGGGCGAGACUAUAAUGUGCCUGACAGCAAAUGGGAAAUAAAGCGCUGUCAGUGUUGUGGUUCUCGCGGAACACAUCUAGCCUGUUCCUCACUACAGUCAUGGGAGCAAAAUUGGGAAUGUUUGGAAUGUAGAGGUAUUCUUUGCAAUUCAGGCGAUUUCCAAAAAGCCAAAAAACACACAUUACCCAACACUAAUGUGGGAAUAACUGAUUGUUUGUUGGAGGAAUCUUCACCUAAAUUACCCAGACAGUCUCCUGGAGCCCAGCGUGAAGACCUGCUGAGGCAAGGCAGCAAAUUUAGAAGAGAUAUUUCGACUCUAAUAAUAGAGCUAGGAUUCCAAAUUAAAAAAAAAACUAAAAGAUUAUUUAUCAACAAAGCCAAUUUCUGGAAUAGUGCUUUAGAUGGAUUCAGAAAUCAAAACUUUAAUCCUUCAUAUACAAUUGAAAUAGCAUAUAUUAAUGAAAAUGACCAUUUUGGAAAAGAGCAGCCUGGAUCAAAGCAAGAAUUCCUAAGUCUCUUAAUGCAGCAACUUGAGAACUCACCAUUGUUUGAAGGGUCCUUGUCAAAGAACUUGUCUCUCAAUUCUCAAGCUCUGAAAGAGAAUCUUUACUAUGAAGCUGGCAAAAUGCUUGCCAUUUCUUUGGUUCAUGGUGGUCCUUCACCUGGUUUCUUUUCUAAAACCUUAUUUAACUGCCUUGUUUAUGGACCAGAAAGUACCCAACCAAUUUUAGACGAUGUCUCAGACUUUGAUGUGGCACAGAUUAUAAUCAGGAUAAAUACUGCAGCAACUGUGGCUGACUUAAACUCUUUAAUAAAUGAAUAUUAUAACUACCUAGAGCUUAUUGGAUGCCUAAGACUUAUAACAUCAUUAAGUGAUAAAUAUAUGUUGGCAAAAGACAUACUUGUUUAUCAUGUAAUUAAGAGAGUCCAAACACCUUUUGAAAGUUUUAAACAGGGUCUGAAAACUCUUGGUGUUUUGGAGAAAAUUCAGACUUAUCCAGAAGCAUUUUGUAACAUCUUCUGUCAUAAACCUGAGAAUCUUUCCACAAAAAUUCUUAGUGAUCUUUUUGCAGUACACACAUUAUCUGACGUACAGGCUUUGGGGUUUUGGAACAGUUACUUGCAGGCUGUUGAGGAUGGUACAUCUACAGUAACAAUGGAAGACAUUCUUAUUUUUGCUACUGGUUGCAGUUCCAUUCCACCUGCUGGAUUUAAACCCACUCCAUCAAUUGAGUGCCUUCAUAUGGAUUUUCCUGUUGGAAACAAGUGUAAUAACUGCUUAGCUCUUCCUAUCACCAGUACAUAUAAAGAAUUUCAAGAAAAUAUGGACUUUGCCAUAAAAAACACUCUAAGAUUAGAAAAGGAAGAAAAUUCUCACUUCAUUGGACAUUAACUGUUUUGAACAAAGAGAUGCUUCUUUAAAAGCUGCUCUUGAUACUUUUUGUUUCAGAAAUCUGUCCAUCAUCACUUUUGAGCAAACUUGGCCCAAUAAAAUAUAUGAUAUGAACAUAAAGGAAUAUUUUGGCCACUUAAGCUAAAAAGUUUUUUUGUUAAGGUGUACCAGUCAAAGUUGAUACUUUUCUAUUUUCUUAAUAUACAUGCUUCAUAAACCUCAAUAUAAAUACUUUUAGAAUGGCUGUACAGACUUUCUUCCAGUAUAGUAGCAUGCUAUAUAUAAGAAGAAAAUUUGUACUCACUGUUUUUGUAAAUUGGGAUUAGCUAUAGGAUGCCACAGUGAUUUUUCUAGUUUUAUGCAGUUUUCAAAUUAUUACUUAUUUUAUUUUAAAGCGUUAAAUAGGAAAGGUAAAUGAUAAAUCUUGUUAUAUAAAUCAAAGUCAUAUUUUGGGGUAUGUGUUAUAUGUAUCCUUUUCUAGGAUGGCACUAAAUUAGUUAAAAAUGUUUUUAGAUUAUUAAGUUAUGUUAAAAUAGAUCCACACUGCAAUUAGAUUAUGCCUAAAGGGAAGUAUUAUAUUAAAGAGCAGAAUUGCACAAAUAUUCUAGAAUCUAUGGACAUUCCAUAGUCUUAAAACACUUCUGAGGUGGAUUAAAAUACAGUUGAAAAUCCCUAAGUAAGUGUCUUCUUUCAAGCCUUUGGCUGUAAUCAUGGGAUUUUUUUUUUUUUCCUGUAUCCCAUGUGUGGUAUUAGACCACAUUAUGUCUGAUCCACAUUUUAGGUUAUCUGAAUAGAAUGAUCUCUGUGGAUUGCCAUUUGGUAGGUUUGGCUAUUUGACAGUUAUUUAUUAUCAAGAUGGUUGUAUGAAAGGUAAGCUGGCACCAUUGCAUUAUAUAGUUAUCUUCUUUGCUUUUGAAAGAUACCUGUUAUAUAAACAAUGUAGAAAUGUAUAAGAAAGAAUCACAAAUAGAAUGAAAAACCCACUCUAAUCUCAGCCAUGCAGAAUUAACUGUUAUCCUUCUAUAAACUCUUCCAUUUCCUUUCUUUUUUAACUUUAUUAAUGCUACUAAAAGUCAAAGAAUACCUAGAAGUAACAAGAGAUUAUGUAAUAACAAUUUGAAGAUACCUAAUCCCAUAGUUGUGUCACCAUAUUUGUACUCUUGCAAAAGAAGAAACUGGAAAAGUCUAAUGUCCCUAAUCUGUUAUCAAAUAUAAAUGGGUUUUUCACCAGAAUAAAUCGUAUGAGAGGUAAAA
Molecule: messenger RNA, 3476 nt
Organism: Mesoplodon densirostris (Blainville's beaked whale)
Lineage: Eukaryota; Metazoa; Chordata; Mammalia; Artiodactyla; Ziphiidae
Gene: G2E3
Product: G2/M-phase specific E3 ubiquitin protein ligase
Exons: 15
Coding region: 30-2222 (730 amino acids)
Cellular component (GO): nucleus
Molecular function (GO): ubiquitin-protein transferase activity
Source: RefSeq, a predicted model, not a curated record